UGCUGUACAUACUUUCUGUAACAUGUUCCUCUUAGCUAGCGUUUUUAUUUUCCUUUUUUUUUUAAAUUUUCCUAUCAUGUGAGCAUGUCUGGUUUGGGACAGCGCUGAAGAAUAUAUGUGUAACAUGUAGCCUGCUGAAAUCUUUCUUCAGGUUUUUAUAGAGGAAGUUUACAUAGGCUACAGAUCAAGCAGAGAGUUAGUGGUGAAAGCUGCCUUGAGAUUCAGUGGGGAUGCCUUUACUGCAGUUGUUACUAGGGAGACAGAGAAAUCAGUUGGGUAAAGUUUUCUGCUUGCCUUACAACUCCCUAGACUUGUUCUGCAAGCAAUUCCUAAAGGGAUAGCUUAGAAAAGUACACAUUAUGGCUCAUAGCAUAGGGACAUAGUUGCUUAACUGCUCUGCGUAUGCCUGCUGUUACAGGAAGCUAUUUGGUACUAAAACAGACCCAUUAAGAAAGGGGAUUUGUUCUGAGAAGCACUUGAGGAGCAAAGUGUUACUUGACAACCUUCUCAUUAAAAGUGGUAAUCAGCACAAUCAUGAAAGAAACUCGCUGUGGCUAUGAAAACCAGCUGUUUAAAGAGGAAGAUCCGACAGGAGAAGAAGAAUUGAUGCAUUCUUUUAAUUGGAGGACAAGAGGUGGCUGCAUACAAUGCCAGCGGACAGGGUCUCUCCAGUUGGCUGUUAAGGUGUUAUAUGGGUUCUUUGCUUUUCUUAUUAUUGCUGUUGCAGUUCUUGCAUCUUUAGUAUUCAGGAAAGUCGACUCUUUAUCAGAAGACCUCAACACAACUGAAUCUCUUUAUGACAAAAAAAUCAUUACAGUCCAGGAAAGCAUAAAAGGACUUGAACACAAAUCCUCCAGUAACUGCAUAGACUGCCAUGACGUCACCCAGUUUGGACAGGAGAUUGAGAAGCUACAAGGAGAGUUUGAAGAGAUUCAAAAAAUGAUUUUGGUUCAGGAACAGACUCUGGACCAAGCAGCCAAGACUCAGCAAAGUCUCACUUACUCAAACAGCAAAUUUGCUUGUGACAUCCAAAAUUAUUCAUUCUCUAUUAAGCUGAUCAACCAAUCCUUGGAGAGAUACUUAGAGCAAGUCCAUGGCUGGCAGAUCGUUAUAACUGAAACUGAUGAAUCAAUGAAAUCAUUGGUCCAGGACCAAUACGAUUUACGAGCCGCAGUUCAACAAAUCAAUUCCACAGUUCGGCUGAGCUCUUCAUGGAUCAAUGGCAUUCAGAGGAAGAUGGAUGAAGAAAUGUUGGUUUUACAAAAAGUCAUGACAGAAUGGCAGAAUUACAGCAAAACACUGGGAGUUAUGAGGUCUUCCUCUAGCAAAAGCAUUGAUAUUGUAAGAAAUAUUCAAAAUAGCAUUUCAACCACACUGCAACGAAUCAGUCUCAACUCUGACACCAUGCAUGACCUCGUCUUGCAAAUAAUGAACUUGCAGAUGCAGCUUGACAACAUCUCUUCCUUUUUGGAUGAGCAUGAGGAAAACAUGCAAGACUUCCAUUACCAUUCAAAAUACUAUGAAAACAGAACCAGUGAGAGGUUUGAAACACUUGAGGGCCGAAUGACCUCUCAUGAAAUGGAAAUAAGUACCAUAUUAGCCAAUAUCAAUGCCACAGAUAACCAUGUGCAUAGGAUGCUGAAGUACAUUGAUGAUGUGAGAGUGUCCUGUGCUGCUGGGCUGAGCACCCAUGGACAGGAACUACAGUAUCUAAAUAAUACAAUCCAUCUGAUGAUCUACACAGCAGAUUUGUUACGACAAAGGUACAGCCUGUUGAAUGGAAGACUCGAUUUUGAGAUAAGAAAUCUAUCAAUGGUUAUGGAAGAAAUGAAACUAGUGGAUAUAAAGCAUGGGCAGAUAAUCAAGAACUUCACCAUUGUGAAAGGUUUGCCAGGGCCACCAGGUCCGAAAGGAAAUAGAGGAGAAGCGGGACCCAAUGGGCCUGUUGGAUUUACAGGACGCAAAGGGGAUGUGGGGCCUUCAGGACCCCUUGGGCCACAGGGCCAGAGAGGCUACCUUGGUCCACCAGGUCCCCCAGGAGAAGCUGGCCCUCCAGGGAUUAAAGGCAGUCCAGGCAUCAAGGGAGUAAAAGGCUCUUUAGGACAACCAGGUGCAACAGGAGAAAGUGGACAAAAGGGUGACAUAGGGCCAUCAGGUCAUGAUGGACUGCCUGGUUCAAGAGGACCACCAGGGAUACAGGGACAGGCCGGUCUGCCAGGAAUUCAUGGACUUCCAGGUCCCAAAGGAAAGCAAGGCCCCCCUGGACCACCCGGGCCUCCCGGGCCCCCAGGAGCCCCGGCUCAAUGAGCAAUAAAAUAUGGAUUUAAACACUUACUAUGGAGGACAGAAAUGCUGAAAACCACCUGGCAAAUAAAGCUAUAAUAUAACUACUAUCCAUGGGACAAUAAAUUUCAUAAUUACAAUAUGGUUGAAAGAAACAAAGUAAAAAAACAUUAUUACAUAUUGUUCCGUAAAAAAAAGAAAGAAAAGAGUAAAAGGCUGUCAUGUCUGUUCUAUAUCUUUUAACAGUGAAAGAACGACACUGUUUUCAUUAAAGCAUGGCACUAGCUUUUUAGCAAGUCUAACAAUAUUUAGCUUAAAUAUUGGUCUUGUGUCUCAGGCAGACUGUACUAAAAUCAAAGAUACACCACUCAGAGGCAGCAACAUAUUUAACAUAUUAUGCACACUGUAGGAACUUUGGGCAUAAAAAGUUACUCUACAAAAAGUUUGAUCUUAUUGUAACUUUAAUUUCCGUAACACCUAGUAUUAAGAUGGCAAAUAUGAAGUACUGUGCUUACCAGAAAUAUAAGGGUUUUAUGUCUAAUGUUGAAAGAUAAUUUUAACACUUGGUAAUUGCUUGCUUCAUAUUUUGUAACAAGAACAUUGCAAAUAGACAGUAAUUAAAGGAUGUAAAUGGUUUGCAAUUAUGCCCCAUGAAGUCAAAAGAGAAUGCCUUGAUUAUCACAUGACUAAAAUACUUAGUGGAUAUAUCAGAUCUGUGGAACCCCAAAAGAUUUGGGAAAAAGUAUACUUCAUAUAGAGAUGCCAAUACAUUACUAUGACCUCCCCAAUAUAGCAAAAGAAUUGCAGAAUCUCAUGUAUGCUUUUUUUUUUUUUUUUAAAUUGAUAACUUCAUUUUAAAAAUGUAACCGUUAAUCACGCAUUAAGGGGUUGCUGAUUAACUGUUAUUCUCAUUUUCUAAUAGCAUACAGUGUGUACAGUGAGUGAGCUAAAUACUCAGAGCAGGUACUCUGAAUUAAUGCAGUUAUCGAGGAAGUUACUUUUAUAUUGCUUGGCCAAAGAUGCCAUUUUGUGAUCAAGUAGCAAGCGCAUAUCUACCAACUUUAAAAUAAAUUGAAUUAAAUAAACAAAAAAACAAAACAAAAACAAAAACAAAAAAAAAAAAACAAAGGUACAGAAUUUUUUCAAGAGCUUGUGUAAAAAUCUCAGGUACCAUACUUGGAAUGCCUAUUGUAUUUGAGUAUGAAGUUAGCAAUUAGGGUCACUUCAGAAAAUGGAGGUCCUUGGGUGAAUAGGUUUAUCUUUUUAGAUUAAAAAUGUUUUUGAGAUUGUAAAACAUCUCUGUAUCAUGCCUGACUGCUGCAUUAACAAAAUACCAUAUAUCUUUAGUAGACGUAUAAAGCCUUUACAUUUUAACAUUUCAUAUUAAACUCCUACAUAUUCUAGAAAUGCUAAGAGGAAAAGUUAGAACAUUCACAAAUCCAUUGAAAGGUUGGCCUGAGAUAUUUAAAUCCGAACAGUACUUUCAGACUUGGAUCAUCACUCACAUCCCUGUACAAUAAGUCAUCCUUUGUUCUGGUUAACGUUCACCAAUAUUCAAUGUACUGUGUUGAUCUUUUGAAGGUAGCUCACUAUACAAGCGAAUUGCUUGUUAAAACUACCCGUUAGGUAAUGUAUUGCUUUUUGCACCUACUGUACUUCAGAUCUUUAUUCCUGAGACAAUUUUUUUCUUCAAUUUUUACAACUAUUGUACAAAGUAUCAUAGGUAAAUGUAACAUUUUAGUAAAACAAACAAAAAAAACAUACUACUGCAAAAUAUUGUAAGGUUAUACUGUAUGCUCUCCCUGUAUCUAUGCAACUGGCUUGCAUACAUUAGUAAUAAAGUCAUUUAAACCUAGAAAUGUUUAUUUAGCGACUGUGGUAUUGUAUUAUUUUCACUAGUUGUAUUACAGUAUAUUCCAAAUGCAUGAACAAAACAACAAAAACCAUGACCCAGUUUAAAUAUCUUGCAUGUGUCAAUUACAAGGUACAUAGCAUUUAUGCCCUGAAGCCCAGUUUGCACUGCCACUGUGACAUGCAACACAAAAGCAAUAUUCAAAGAUAUAACAGUCACCAUUGUUUUCCGUUGCCUAAACUUCAACCUUGGCUUUUCUAUUUUUUUUCUAAACUAAAAUACCAAUAAUACAAAGUAAAAAAAAGAUUGACUCAAGCAGGUUUUCUUGCAUGCUCUUUAAAUUAGUUAGUCAUCAUUGUAUUUGCAAAUCGAAAGAACAAAGCAUGUGGUUUCUUAUGUUUACAAUUUAAUUAGUCAGAGGACCAGAAAAAGUGAAAACCUUUGCAAGGACUUGCAAGUUAGUGAAACACAGUAAAGGCAUCUGAUAACUAACAUUAAAAAAAGUUUAUGAAAAUCAAAACACUGCAUAAUGCAAGAAUUCACUUCUACUCCCCUUUUACCCUUUGCAGAUGCUGUUAUUUUUAUGAGGAAGAAUGGAGACAAUUAGUCACAGGCAGUUAAUAAAUCUCAUGCGAGGGGGAAGGUUUGUUUUCAGCAUAUGGAUACAUUUUCAACAGCCAGCUUAAAGAAGAUUCUGUAGCACACACUGCAAUGUAACUUGACAGCAUCUUUAUUGAAACACAAGGUAAUAAUGAAUUGUUGUUUUCGAUGUUUACGAUACUGUUGGAUGACCCAUGAUCUUCACUUAAAAUAAAUAAAUAAAUAAAUACAUAAUUUCAAUCAAAAUGUCUUGUAAGUCACUCUGUUUGACUAGGCAACUUUUGACUAUUUCUUGUUUUCCCUCAGGCCAUUUUCUAAUAACUUUAUUGACAAAACAUUCUGAAGUGUUUAAAAGAAUACUUUACAUUGGCUGUAUCCUGUGUAGUCCAUGUUGGGAAUACAUGUCACUGCUUUUACUCAGGAGCGUGUUCACCAAGAGAAUCUCUCUUAUAGUAGUGCAUGCAGAUCAUGCUCCCUCCAGCAAUGCUGCUUGUUUUCUGUUCCUGUGAUAGACAUUUAUUUUAAUCAGAGCACCAGAAAUACUGCUUGAAGUUAAAUACAAGAAUAAACACCAAAAACCCCUUCAGGAACAGUUGUGAUUCAGGAAUAGUAAAUUGGACAAAAGUGAUGAUUAAUUGUGUGUGACAAUUUAUAGGGAUAAGGAAGGAUAGUGUGCCAUAACUAAAAUGUCAUUCUAAUGGUAAACCUCAUUUACUGAUACACUCUUGUGUUACAGCUUAGCCAUGGUCAUUGCUUUUAACAUCAUGAAAGAUCUCUGACUGCUGUUUCAAGCCCUAAUGGUCAGCUUAAAAUGCAAAUCUCCAGACUUUUCUUGUAGCGUUUGGGAAAUUUGCAUCCACAUAAUUGCUUUAUUAUGGUAUAAUUAAUCGGCAUUGCUGUAACAAGAAGCCACUGUCUGCUACUUUAUCUGUAUGGAAAACAGCCACUUUGUAAUAAAAAGCCAUUUAUUGAGCUGAAAGUGUGUUAUCUCACAUGAGUUAUGUUCAACAAAGUGU
This is a messenger RNA of Polyodon spathula (Mississippi paddlefish), 5751 nucleotides long. It is a transcript of the gene scara3, whose product is annotated as scavenger receptor class A, member 3. Bases 535 to 2307 code for a protein of 590 amino acids. The record is from RefSeq and is a predicted model, not a curated record. The transcript is spliced from 7 exons. NCBI's taxonomy places the organism in Eukaryota, Metazoa, Chordata, Actinopteri, Acipenseriformes, Polyodontidae.